Molecule: messenger RNA, 391 nt
Organism: Mus pahari (shrew mouse)
Lineage: Eukaryota; Metazoa; Chordata; Mammalia; Rodentia; Muridae
Product: odorant-binding protein 2a-like
Exons: 4
Molecular function (GO): small molecule binding
Source: RefSeq, a predicted model, not a curated record
AUGAAGAGCCUGCUCCUCCCCAUCCUGCUUCUGGGCCUGGUGGCUGUCCUGAAGGCUCAGGAGGCCCCGCCAGAUAACCAGGACGAUUUAUCUGGGACAUGGUACACAAAGGCCACAGUAGCUGACAGAAACCUUACUAAUAACAUACCAAAGAGAACUUUCCCUAUGUCCGUGAGAGUCCUGGAAGGAGGGUCCUUGGACGUCUGGAUAAUGUACUGGUCUCCCGGAAUUUGUGAGAGCAUGAUAGUUCACUUGGAGAAAACUAAUGAGCCCCUCAAGUACACUGCCUGGAGAAACCCUGAGAAAAACCCAGAGGCCAUGGAAGAAUUCAAGAAAUUUGCGAAGAGCAAGGGAUUCAGACUGGAAUACAUCAUUGUACCUGAGCUUUUGU